AUGACCGUGAGCGGCGUCGGGCACUGUCGGCAGGUCGGGUGCCCGGAGUCCGGCAUCGACGCGGCGGUGCGAGCGCUGACCGACGCGGGGCAUAACGUGGGGAGGAUCGAGCAGCUGGAGUCCGCCGCGGAUGCGAAAGCGAGGGACGGCGCCAAGGCGGUGAUUCGCAGGGAGCUGACUUCGAUAUCGACGCCGACGACGCGAUUCGAAGCCGCCGGCGGCGGCGGCGGCGCGUUCGAAGACGACGCGCGUUUGAACCAGUCUCGGGGGGACCCGGACGCGGAAGCCGUCCACCUCCUCGCGGUCGUCGAGUGCGCGAAAGUCGUCGUCGUCGACGACGACGACGACGGCUCUGAGAAGAAGAUAUGGAUCGGGUACGCGUACUUGGACGCCGCCGCGGGGAGGGUAACCUUGGGCGCGAUCGAGGACGACCCGUCGAGGACGGCGUUGUCCACGCUGCUGUCGCACGUCUCGCCGAGAGAGAUUCUCGCGCUUCGCGCCGGCGCCGGCGGGACGGAAGUGACCGCCGAAAAGGGAGCGUUCCGCUCGAUCGCGUUAGGCGACGCGGCGAAGACCGCGAUCGCGCGAUGCGCGUGGCGGCCGAAGGUCACGCGCUUGACGCCCGGGGAGGAGUGUCCCGCGACGUCGUCGGACGCCGAGGCGCGGUUCGACUUUAAGGCGCGUCCCGUACACUGGUCCCCAUACGACCGCGUUGGCGUGGUGAACGCCGAUCCUUAA
Molecule: messenger RNA, 738 nt
Organism: Micromonas pusilla CCMP1545
Lineage: Eukaryota; Viridiplantae; Chlorophyta; Mamiellophyceae; Mamiellales; Mamiellaceae
Exons: 3
Coding region: 1-738 (245 amino acids)
Biological process (GO): mismatch repair
Cellular component (GO): nucleus; MutSalpha complex
Molecular function (GO): ATP-dependent DNA damage sensor activity; mismatched DNA binding; ATP binding
Source: RefSeq, a predicted model, not a curated record